This is a messenger RNA of Saprolegnia parasitica CBS 223.65, 1506 nucleotides long. RefSeq lists its product as hypothetical. The coding region runs from base 1 to 1506 and encodes 501 amino acids. NCBI's taxonomy places the organism in Eukaryota, Oomycota, Saprolegniomycetes, Saprolegniales, Saprolegniaceae. The transcript has 4 exons. The record is from RefSeq and is a predicted model, not a curated record.
AUGAAAUCGUCCUGCCUCCUCGUCCUUCUCGCCGCGACGGCCGCCAGCGCCCAGUGGACCGACUGCUCGCCCGAGACCGUCGUCACGGUGAGCGACGCACUCCAAUCGUGCGCCAAGAGCGCUGGCAUCACGACUCAGUACGCGGCUCUCACCCUCGUCGGUCUCUUGCGCGACCCGACGUCCGCGACGGCCCAAGCCUACUGCAAGCACGCGCUGCCGGGCUGCGCCGACUUGGCGAUCGCGACCCAGAAGGCCAACUGCAGCUACAACCUCUACAAGGGCUCGUGGGUCAACUUGCACGACGUCGUGCCCACGCUCUGCGCCUCGGUACCGACGACGACGCCGACCAUGACGCCGGCAGUGACAACAGCUCCGGUGACUGUGGCGACAACGGCUCCGGUGACUGUGGCGACAACGGCUCCGGUGACUGCGACAACUACGACCUCCGUGCCGGCUACUGUGACGGUCAACACGACGAUUGUGACGGUCAAUACGACGACGACUACGCCUUUCGUCAAUCCCACGACGCCCAACACGACGACGAAUGUCAUCACGACGCCGCCGUCGCGCGGGUGCACGCACGUCAGUGUCGCUGGCGAUGCGACGUACUGCAUUGCGGGGCCGAUUUGCAGCGGCGACGGUCUGUUGCCGGCAGGCACCAAGUGUCCUCUCCAGGGCGAUGUGGCCAUCGCAAGCUGCGUCCGGGCGCUCACGAGCUACGUCGAUAGCGCGAGAUGUGUGCUCCCGGCGAACGCCAUCUGCCAAAAGAUCCCGACGGGCGCGUGGGGCUGCGUGCUGCCCUCGACCGCCAAUGCCGGCAUUUCCAAUUCCAACAUGACUGGAGGCUCGGUGACAGCAACCCUCUUGACGGUCAUGGCUUUGACGAUCCCGGCCGACGGCUGUUGCUCGACGUGCUUGGCGCAGCCGCUCGUUGGCGCGAUCGACGCGCUCAACUGGACGGCGUGCGCAGCGACGCAAUCUGUCUGCUGCUUUGACGACGUGUGUCAAUCGUCUUUGUUCGGGGCACCCAACUACAAUGUCGCGCAGCUCACGUACGCGGCCGGCAAAGCUCAGAUUCCGAGCGGCAUGUGGCUCCAGCUCAAUUGGCCUUCGGCCACCAACGUCAGCUACAUGGUGCUCAAAACCGGGCAGCCAAAGACGUCCCAAGUCCUCAACACGAGCCUGCCUGCGAUCUUCAAGGACAACUACUUUUCCAUGUGUGCGAGCGUCGUCGGUACGCUCUACUUUCGCGGGUUUGCUGCCAACGGCUGUCGCGCGUCGCAAGAGAUGGCUGUCGAGAUCAUUCCAGGCAACGGCACCACGUGCAGUGCGAUUCCGAGCGCGCCAGCGUUGACCAGCGACUGCGAUCCGGUCCGCGGCGCCGUCAAAAAUGGCGUCUGUGAGUGCAUCGCCGACAAGUCGGGCCCGCCCCAAUGCCUCGGCAACUCGGCUGUUAAAAUGGCGGAAGAAUACGCCGGGAUUGCCGGUGCCGUGGUAUUUUUUUGA